AUGUUGGAGGAAAUUAGGAGAAAGAUAAUGACUAGAAAAUGUGAUAUGAUUAAGUUUGCCAACACUUGGAUAUCUGAGAUUUCACCUAUGGUUAGACUUACCUUAGAGGAUAAUAAGGAAAUGGCUAGGGGCUACAAGGUUCUUUGGAAUGUCGAUGUUGGAUUUGAGAUUGGAGAGGGUGAGUAUAGGCAUACGGUUAACAUGAGUACUAAGAGUUGUAGUUGUAGAACUUGGCAACCGAGAGGAAUUCCAUGCCAAAUCUUUGUUUGUGCAUACUACCACAUAGAACUAGAGCCUGAACACUUUGUGGAGUAUUGGUAUAGGAAGGAUACAUUCUUAAAGGCAUAUAGUCAUUUCGUCCAACCAAUUCCAAAUAUGAAGAUGUUGCCUGAAGCAAACAAUCCAAAGAUUGAGCCUUUUGCACCUAAACCAAUGCCUGGCAGGCUGAAGAAGAAAAGAACAAAAGGCAAAGAUGAACCAAAAAAGAUGAGGUAUGGAAAGGUGUCCAGAAAAGGGGGGAAAAUAACUUGUUCAAAGUGUCAUCAACAAGGACAUAACAAGAAAUAUUGCAAGGUAAAAUAG
This is a messenger RNA of Lycium ferocissimum, 582 nucleotides long. RefSeq lists its product as uncharacterized. NCBI's taxonomy places the organism in Eukaryota, Viridiplantae, Streptophyta, Magnoliopsida, Solanales, Solanaceae. The coding region runs from base 1 to 582 and encodes 193 amino acids. The transcript has a single exon. The record is from RefSeq and is a predicted model, not a curated record. Gene Ontology annotation, molecular function: zinc ion binding.